AUUGCACAUGAAGCCCGACUGAUAUUAGCAAUGCCUUUGAGUUGGACGCGAAGGGAGGAUAAUUGGUUGUGGCAUUUCACCAAACAUGGAAGUUACACAGUACGAUCUAGGUGCCAUAGAGCUAUUAAUAUGGCCAGAAAUCAUGCUGGGCCAUCUGCGUCCUCCACAAUCUUUGGCGGCAACCGGUUGUGGUCCUUAGACAUCCCAGAGAAGGUGCGAUUGUUUAUCUGGAGUGCUUACAAAAAUGUUAUUCCCACAAAGGACAAUCUUCACAAAAAGGGGGAAGAGGUGGAUUUAGAGUGUCCGAUGUGUGGUGUGGAGAAAGAAUCUGUCUUUCACUCCCUUAUGUCAUGCCCCCUUGCUCGUGUAGUAUGGCUAGGAUGCCCUUUGAACCUUCACGUAUCUGAACUCCAGGUUGAUGACUAUGCUACUUUUUUUUUUAUAACACAGCAUGUAUUUUGGGGAAAGAGCAACUUGAACUCUUCUGCUUGUUGUGUUGGAGCUUAUGGAAUAGCUGAAAUGAUGCUCUAUGGAACAAAAAUGGCAUUAAUCCGCAGCAAAUCAUCCAACGAACCUUGACUUUUAUGACAGAAUACAGGAAAUCUGUAUUAUCAAGAGGCAUAGGGGCUGCAGGAGUGCAGAAGGCCACUGAAACUAGAUGGCACCCACCAGACUUGGGUUUUAUAAAGCUAAACGUAGAUGGAGCAACAUCUGUCCAAAGCGCAGCGUUCGGUAUGGGUGCACUGGCGCGGAACGAUUCAGGAGAGGUGCUGGCGGCUAUGGUGUGCAAGGGACAAGGAGCAGUGGAACCUGAAGUUGCUGAAGCCUGCAGUCUACGGAGAGCUCUCCACUGGGCUCAAUCCCUUGCAUUUAGAAGAAAUAUAGUAGAAUCUGAUUGCGCAACCAUUGUGUCAGCAAUCACCAGUGAAACCUUCAACAUGAACUCCAGCUUAGGCCUCAUUCUUCUUGAUUGCAAACCACUGUUGGCCUCUUUUGAGUCGUACCGGUUACAACAUGUCCGCCGAACUGGUAAUGCUGCUGCUCACGAGCUGGCACGAAGAGCACUUACUGCUGAGGCUGAUGAGUUUUGGGUGGAUGACAUACCAUUUCCCAUUGAGCAUAUUGUAACAGGAGAUCGAUCCCUUAUCUGAAUAUGUACUUCCUGUUCUUAAAAUCUUAAUAAAGCUCGCAUAUGGCU
Rubroshorea leprosula is the source of this 1198-nucleotide messenger RNA. The record is from the annotation of a GenBank genome assembly. NCBI's taxonomy places the organism in Eukaryota, Viridiplantae, Streptophyta, Magnoliopsida, Malvales, Dipterocarpaceae.